AUGGGCGGCGCAUCUUUACCGCAUCACCCUGAUACUGCUGUUCUUCCCAGAAGCACUUCAAAUUCCUGCUCCCGAGCAUGUAUGACGGCCAUCAUCACUCAAGUUUUGGACUCCAUGGUGGCCCACGACCCGUCAACCCUGCCACUGGCAACGGUCUACAAGGCGACUGAGAAUUCGCACCCAGCGGCGCUGAAAAUGAUGACCUCGUGGCGCACUAUCGUCAAUGUUGCACCACCCAGCCUGCUGGCAAUUGAUACCAAGCAGGGUACUGGAUACUUCGCCCUAGAUGUCAGUGAGGGCAACAAUGAAGUCCUAUCGAUUCUUCGCGGGCGCAUCAAGGUGGUCAAUCAAAAGAUUACUGAGCUCGAGCUGUUUAUCAACCGAAGUCGCGGCGACCACGGCUUCUCCUACAAUUCUACUCAGCUUGUGCCAAAUUAUGCCACUUUAAUGUUGCCACCGGCUGAUCGGAAGAAGGAUAGCCGGGCCUCUCUCGAGGCUCUAAGCGAGGCUCUAUUUUCGUCAUCAAAAAACCUAUCAGUUACCAUCAGUGACACAUGCCAGUUCACUGAAUUAGGCUGGAAGGUUGUCGAUACUGGAGUGUACGGAAACGGCACGACCGAGCCCAUUGGCUGUAGUUGGCCUGAUGACCAUCCUACCGAUGACAGCGCACGUGUGAACCUGGUUAUUGACGAGGAACUGGGCUUUAUUGUCACGAGUGGCAUUAUCCCUGGCAAGGUCUACCCCUACAAUGCGAAUGUUUCUGCCUUCAUCCCAAACAGAAUGACUGCUGCACAGGAAGCCCAAGACGUGUGGUUCGCGGAGAUGAAGACUAAAGCAACUCUACCCCUGCUGUCUCCCACGAACGCCACAGGCGAAACUCUCGAAGUGCUCCAGUUCUAUAACGGAAAACUCCAGGCCAUGCAGGUCAAUGUGUAUCUGAGCGGCCCGGAUAUGUCAACUGCUUGGUUGUAG
Messenger RNA from Aspergillus eucalypticola CBS 122712, 972 nucleotides. RefSeq lists its product as uncharacterized. The record is from RefSeq and is a predicted model, not a curated record. NCBI's taxonomy places the organism in Eukaryota, Fungi, Ascomycota, Eurotiomycetes, Eurotiales, Aspergillaceae. The transcript has a single exon. The coding region runs from base 1 to 972 and encodes 323 amino acids.